AUUGUAUAGAAGAAUAAGCUGUUGUAUGUUGAUCCAUUGAUUUGGAGUUUAACUAACAACUUAAGUUUUAAAACGAUUAUCACCCAUAUUUAUUACGGUAUUAGUAAGAAUAAAAUAAAUAAUAUUUUAUUUAAGAAAAUAGACUUUACACUAUUAGCAGCUAUUUAGAAUUAUGCAAUAUUACGUGAAGGAAAACACUGAUUUCAAGGUAGAGACAUCCCUUAUUGAAAGUAAAGAAAUUAAAAGUCGAAAUAUACCUCAAGUACACGAGGCCCGACCUAUAGUGGAUCCUAAAGCUGCAGGUAAUGUUGAUCCGAAUCUUUAUCCAGAAGCUAAAGAAGCAACGCACAAGAUCCGUGGUAAAAAUGACUUUAUCGAAUCUCUCUUUGGCACAGUUGAUCAAGAACUUCUCACAGUCAAAACAUUUUAUUUUUUUUUCUAUUCGGCAUUUGGUUCUCUUUUCCCACUAAUGGGUGUCUAUUUUAAGCAAAUGGGCAUGAAUGCUAGUCAAUGUGGCUUACUUAUAGGACUCAGACCUUUUAUUGAAUUCCUAAGUGCUCCUUUUUGGGGAUCUUGGGCUGAUAGAUGGAAAAAAGGCAAGCUAAUUCUUCUAGCAUCAUUAUCUUCUUGGAUUAUUUUUACACUACCUCUUGGUUUUAUUCAGCCACCGGCUACAUCAUGUAUGAUUUAUAAGAAUCAUACAAAUUAUUUAUACAUACCUGAUUCAGAUCAAAGGAUUCAGAAAAGAUCUGUAACAUUUGAUAACUUAAAUGGAAAUUUUUCAAAUAUGAAGGAUUUAAAAAAUAAAAUAUACCAUAUUCAAUAUAAUAUAAAUAAAUUCAAUUUUCAAAGACAUCGUCGAAGUAUAAAAAUUCUCUCGUCUUCUCCUGGUCAAAGUCCUAUAUCAGUUAGUUAUGCUGUUAAUUAUAAUAAUAGUGAUCACAAAGGAUGGGUCAAGCCAAUAUUCAGUUCAAUUGUCUAUAGGUUACCAGAUAUACAGAAAACCUUCUUCCUUCUAUUAUUACUGGUAGUUGUUGGAGAAUUUUUCUCUGCCCCUGCGAUUACUUUGGCAGAUUCGGCUGUCAUUACACUUCUUGGCGAAGAUACUGAUAGAUACGGUCAUCAACGCAUGUUUGGAAGUUUAGGUUGGGGCCUAGCUAUGUUUUUUGUAGGUAUUGCUUUAGAUCAUAGCACGGCUUUUCCUGAUCAUCCAUGUGGGCCUGAUGCCAAAGAAAAGAACUACACUAUUUGUUUUGCAAUAUUUAGCGUUCUAAUGGGUGCUGCUCUUAUAACUGCUACACAAAUCAAUUUUAAAUAUGAUUCGAUUUCAAUAGAACCACAUGUACAAAAAUCUCCAGUUGAAAUUACAAGGGAAGAACAACUACAAAAUCAACUUUCUGAACAAUUGAAUCUUCCUGGUUUACAGGAUUCAAUAAAGACACCACAACUUACAGAAGAUAAGACUAAAAUAUUUGCUCAAACAACACGAGAAAUUCCAGAAUGGGUAACAAUAUUAAAGCAAUUUAAGGAUCUUAAAUGUGCAUCUUUUCUAUUUGUUGCAUGGUAUAUGGGUUUUGGUAUAGGUCUUAUUUUCACUUUCCUUUUUUGGCAUCUUCAAGAUUAUGGUGGAACUCCAACACUUUUUGGUGUCGCUUCAGUUAUUAAUCAUAUUUCCGAAAUUUUCGCUUAUUUCUUCAGUUUUAGACUCAUUCGACAAAUUGGCCAUGUCAAGGUACUUUGUCUUGGAUUAGGCGGAAACGUUAUACGAUUUUUAUAUAUUUCUUGGUUAAAAAAUCCAUGGUGGGUUUUGCCAUUUGAGUUUAUUCAAGGCAUAACACAUGCUGCUGUUUGGGCUGCUUGUUGUAGUUAUAUAGCGCACAAUACUCCAGCACCCCUACGAUCAAAUGCACAAAGCGUACUUCAAGGAUUGCACCAUGGAUUAGGUAGAGGUUGUGGAGCAGUUAUUGGUGGAAUUUUUGUUGCAAUUUAUGGUACUACAGCUACAUUUCGUGCGUAUGGAUUAUUAUGUUUAAUAGUACUUGCUGCAUUUAUUUUUAUAAAUUUCUACCGAAAAGACACUGGUUUUGUAUCAGAUUUACCUCAGACAGAAGAUCCGCAUCAAGUAGCAGAAGUAACGCAUUUAGCUCCUCACGGCGUACCUAGUAAUGCUAUUCCAAGAGCACUUAGUUCGAAUCGCAUACAUGAACUAUCAAAUCAAGAAUCUAGUUAUGGAGCAACUUAUCAGACUUCUAGCGGAAAUUUAAAUAUUCCUAGAGAAAACGGAGGUUUAAUAAAUUCAAAUAAUCCCUUUUUAAGUAAUAUUAAUAUAGGUGGAUAUAGUUUCAAUCAUAUCACUAAAGGAGAUGACGAAAUUAUACGAAGAAGUUUCCAGAACUACAGUGAAAUAAUAGAUACAGAAUUUGAUAUUGUAAAAAUUCCACUUAUAAUGACUCAUUUACAUAUUCAACAGCCAUGUACUAAUCCGUUUCAUCAACAUGAUUAUAAUUGGUAAUAUAAGUAACCAAUGAAUUUACUACUUAUUUGUUAUUAUCAUUUCAUUGUAUUUUAUCGACAUUUAAUACACAAUAUUACUAAUUGAUUAUGUAUUCUCAGAAAAUUAGACUAUUUACAAUAAUAAACACAAUUAAUCAUAGAAAA
Molecule: messenger RNA, 2658 nt
Organism: Ceratosolen solmsi marchali
Lineage: Eukaryota; Metazoa; Arthropoda; Insecta; Hymenoptera; Agaonidae
Gene: jef
Product: major facilitator superfamily domain-containing protein 6 jef
Exons: 11
Coding region: 173-2512 (779 amino acids)
Cellular component (GO): membrane
Source: RefSeq, a predicted model, not a curated record